Molecule: messenger RNA, 8652 nt
Organism: Neogale vison (American mink)
Lineage: Eukaryota; Metazoa; Chordata; Mammalia; Carnivora; Mustelidae
Gene: RREB1
Product: ras responsive element binding protein 1
Exons: 12
Coding region: 500-5692 (1730 amino acids)
Biological process (GO): regulation of transcription by RNA polymerase II
Cellular component (GO): nucleus
Molecular function (GO): RNA polymerase II cis-regulatory region sequence-specific DNA binding; DNA-binding transcription activator activity, RNA polymerase II-specific
Source: RefSeq, a predicted model, not a curated record
CGGCCGCCGCAGCGCCCCGCCGCCAGGACCUGAUGCGCAUCCAUAUUAGCCGUCCGAGCGCAGGAAUCCGGCCCGACCCGCGCCGCCGCGCCCGCCGCGGAAUUUAUUUUUAACCAGCACCGCCGGGACUCGGAUGGUGCGCGCACCGCCGGCCAGAAACAUCUUCCCAGCGCUGCUCUCCAUCUUCCGCCCUCUCUCCCCCGACAUCCUCCCCCCCAUGUGGGAGGGGAAACUUUUCUCCUACAUACUUUCGAGUCCCUCUCGGGCCGAGAAGCGCGGAGAUGACGGCGCCCGUCCGCCGCCGCAAGGCUGCUCCGACUCUGUACUCCAGAGGUGGUGGCUUUGAGGUGUGACCCUGCCCACGUCUGGGCUCCGCCAGUGCCAGCCCCUCAGUAAGGAGGGCCAGCUUGAUAAGACGAGGAGAACAGUGUCAACAAGUGAUAGAAGAGAAGAAAAAAAAAAAAGAAGCGAACGCAGACCCCUUUCCUACUCCACGUGGAUGAUAGCUAUAGCAGGGGAAGGUCUCAUAGUGUAUGAGUUGGGGCAGAAAAUGGAGGAAACGAAAGAGGAGAAGUCUUCCUAUAACUGUCCCCUGUGUGAAAAGAUUUGCACUACCCAGCAUCAGCUAACCAUGCACAUCCGUCAGCAUAACACGGACACUGGAGGGGCAGACCAUGCGUGCAGCAUCUGCGGGAAGUCGCUGAGCUCGGCCAGCUCCCUGGACCGCCACAUGCUGGUGCACUCUGGCGAGAGGCCCUACAAAUGUACCGUGUGUGGCCAGUCGUUCACCACCAAUGGGAACAUGCACAGACAUAUGAAGAUUCACGAGAAGGACCCUAACAGUGCUACAGCUACGGCCCCCCCAUCCCCACUGAAGCGUCGGCGGCUGCCCUCCAAGAGGAAACUGAGUCAUGAUGCCGAGUCAGAGAAAGAAGACCCAGCACCUGCUAAAAAGAUGGUGGAAGAUGGGCAGCCGGGGGACUCGGAGAAAGCUGAAGAAGUGUUUCACUGCCCCAUAUGCUUUAAGGAGUUCGUUUGCAAGUAUGGACUGGAGACCCACAUGGAAACCCACUCAGAUAACCCACUAAGAUGUGACAUUUGCUGCGUUACCUUUCGAACACACCGAGGAUUGCUGCGCCACAAUGCACUCGUCCACAAACAGCUUCCCAGGGACGCGAUGGGAAGGCCUUUCAUUCAGAACAACCCUUCCAUUCCUGCUGGCUUCCAUGACUUAGGAUUCACUGACUUCUCCUGUCGGAAGUUUCCUCGAAUUUCUCAGGCCUGGUGUGAGACAAACCUGCGAAGGUGCAUCAGCGAUCAGCACCGUUUCGUCUGCGAGACCUGCGACAAGGCGUUCCCCAUGCCCUCCUCCCUCGCCCUGCACAGGCAGACCCACGUCGCCGCGGACCAGGGACGGGAAAGGCUGCAGGCCAGGACCCUGCCCGGUGACGCCCCGGACCAGAAGGUCUUCCUGGCCUUCCUGGGCCUGCAGCACACCAAAGACGUCAGGCCUGCCCCCGCUGAGGAGCCGUUGCCGGAUGACAACCAAGCAAUACAGCUCCAGACACUCAGAUGUCAGCUACCUCAGGACCCAGGCUGCACCAGCAUGCUGAGUCUGUCUCCUUUCGAAGCUGCUUCCCUGGGCGGCGCUCUCACGGUCCUCCCGGCUACCAAGGAGAACAUGAAGCACCUGUCCCUGCAGCCCUUCCAGAAGGGCUUCAUCAUCCAGCCUGACAGCAGCAUCGUGGUCAAGCCCAUCUCCGGAGAGUCCGCCAUCGAGCUGGCCGACAUCCAGCAGAUUCUGAAGAUGGCAGCCUCCGCUCCCCCGCAGAUCAGUCUUCCGCCUCUGUCCAAGGCCCCCGCCGCCCCUCUGCAGGCCAUCUUCAAACACAUGCCCCCUCUGAAGCCAAAGCCCCUGGUCACCCCGCGGACAGUGGUGGCCACGUCCACGCCCCCGCCUCUCCUCAAUGCCCAGCAGGCCUCCCCUGGCUGCAUCAGCCCCAGCCUCCCCCCGCCACCCCUGAAGCUCCUCAAAAGCCCCAUGGAGGCAGCUUCCAGUGCCCACCUGCUGCCGUCCCAGGCGGGAGCCCAGCCAGACACCUCUGCGCAGCUCUUCCUGCAGCAGCCGCGGGCGGACCUGCCGGGCCAGGCCGAGAUGAAGACGCAGCUGGAACAAGACAGCAUCAUCGAGGCCCUGCUGCCCCUGAGCAUGGAGGCCAAGAUCAAGCAGGAGAUAACGGAGGGGGACCUCAAGGCCAUCAUGACGGGGCCCGGUGGCAAGAAGACGCCAGCCAUGCGCAAGGUGCUCUACCCCUGCCGCUUCUGCAACCAGGUGUUCGCCUUCUCCGGGGUGCUACGCGCGCACGUGCGCUCCCACCUGGGCAUCUCGCCGUACCAGUGCAACAUCUGCGACUACAUCGCAGCCGACAAGGCUGCGCUCAUCCGCCACCUGCGAACGCACAGCGGCGAGCGGCCCUACAUCUGCAAGAUCUGCCACUACCCCUUCACCGUCAAGGCCAACUGCGAGCGGCACCUGCGCAAGAAGCACCUCAAGGCAACGCGCAAGGACAUCGAGAAGAACAUCGAGUACGUGACCAGCAGCGCCGCGGAGAUGGUGGAUGCCUUCUGCGCCCCGGACACGGUGUGCCGGCUGUGCGGCGAGGACCUGAAGCACUACCGCGCGCUGCGGAUCCACAUGCGCACGCACUGCGGCCGCGGCCUGGGCGGCUGCCCCAAGGGCCGCAAGCCCUUUGAGUGCAAGGAGUGCAGCGCCGCCUUCUCAGCCAAGCGCAACUGCGUCCACCACAUCCUCAAGCAGCACCUGCACGUGCCCGAGCACGACAUCGAGAGCUACGUCCUGGCGGCCGAUGGCCUGAGCCAUGCCGACGCGGCCGCCGAGGCCACGGGGAGGAUGGAGGAUGGUGGCGGGACCUUCGGCGACCGGAAGCCCCUGGUUACCUUCCUGGAGCAGCAGAACGGCUUUCUUCACGGGGCGCCGCAGCCGCUGCCACCCCACGUCUCCAUCAAGCUGGAGCCCACCGGCAGCUUCCCGGUGGACUUCAACGAGCCCCUGGACUUUUCCCAGAAGGGCCUGGCCCUGGUCCAGGUGAAGCAGGAGAACAUCGCUGGCUUCCUGAGUCCCUCCUCCUCCGCGCCCUAUGACUGCUCCCUGGAGCCCAUCGACCUGUCCAUCCCCAAGAACUUCAGGAAAGGAGACAAGGAUGCCACUGCUCCAGGGGAAGCCAAGAAGCCAGAGCAGGAACCAGGGAAUGGCGAGCAACCCACUCCCUGUCCUCCACCGUGCCCUACCCUGCCAGUGACUUUGGGGCCCAGCGGGAUCCUGGAAAAGCCCGGGGCCUCUGCAGCCAGCAUUCUGGAAGCCCACGCUCAGCCCUUGCAGGGCUCAGUUCAGCUUGCUGUCCCCAUCUACUCCUCCGCUCUGGUCAACAGCCCCCCCAUCUUGGGCAGUUCCACGCUCAUCAGCAGCCCCGCAUUGCUGCGGCCGCUGCGCCCCAAGCCCCCACUGCUCUUGCCAAAGCCCCCCGUGACAGAAGAGCUGCCCCCGCUGGCUUCCAUCGCCCAGAUCAUCUCAUCGGUGUCCUCAGCCCCCACCUUGCUGAAAGCGAAGGUGGCCGACCUGGGGCCCACGAGCACGGGCAGUAACAGCACAGCCCCAGACGGCUUGGGGAGCACUGUCCCCAGAGCUGCCGCUGCCCCCGCCAACACCACCAGCCCAAAAGAAUCCAGCGACCCAUCCCCUCCUGCCAACAGCCCGGAGGUGGCCUCACCCACUGAGCAGGGGCCAGUGGGCUUGUCCAAGAAGAGGGGUCGGAAAAAGGGCAUGAGGAGCCGGCCCCGCUCCAGCAGCGGCGGGGUGGACCUGGACUCCAGUGGGGAAUUUGCCAGCAUCGAGAAGAUGCUGGCCACGACGGACACCAACAAGUUCAGUCCGUUCCUACAGACCGCAGAGGACGAUGCUCAGGAUGAAGUGGCCGGAGCCCCCGCGGACCCCCACGGGCCCAGUGAUGAGGAGCAGGGCAGCCCUCCUGAAGACAAGCUGCUAAGGGCCAAGCGGAACUCCUACGCCAACUGCCUGCAGAAGAUCAACUGUCCCCACUGCCCCCGGGUCUUCCCCUGGGCCAGCUCCCUCCAGAGGCACAUGCUCACGCACACUGGUCAGAAACCCUUCCCUUGUCAAAAAUGCGAUGCCUUCUUUUCUACCAAAUCUAACUGUGAACGCCACCAGUUGCGCAAACACGGAGUUACCAACUGUUCCCUGAGAAGAAACGGGCUUAUCCCCCAGUCAAAAGAGAGUGAUGUUGGACCCCAUGAUAGCACAGAUAGCCAGUCGGACGCAGAGACACCAGCGGCGGGCGGUGAAGUGCUGGACCUCACCUCCCGCGAGAAAGAGCAGCCUGCGGCCGAGGGAGCCCCUGCGCCUGACCAGGUCCAGGAGGAGCUCCCCGCAGAGGAGGUGCCGCAGGGCCCGGCCGCACUGCCCGGGACGGGGGACGAGCAGGACGCCGGGGAGAGCCAGGAGCACGAGGACAAGCACGGUGUGGAGGAGAGGGACGAGGACGCAGACGGCCCGGAGGAAGAUACCGUGAGCAACAAGAGCCUGGACCUCAACCUCGCCAGCCGGCUGAUGGGCUUCAAGCUGGCCGAGGGCGACGCGGGCGCCGCGGGCAGCGGGGGCCCCACCCAGCAGGAUCAGAAGCACGCCUGCGACGUCUGCGGCAAGAGCUUCAAGUUCCAGGGGACCCUGAGCCGCCACAGGAAGGCCCACGGCCGCGAGGAGCCCCGGGAGGAUGGCCCGGGCACCAGCGGAGCAGGGGCCGCCGAGGACCCGCUGCCCGGCCCGGCCGCCACCCCCGCGCCCGAGCCGGAGGAGAAGCCCGCCCACCCCUCGGAGGAGCCCCCCGUGGAGGGGGUGGCCUCGUCGUCAUCGGAAGCUUCGGGGGACAGGCAGGGCGAGGAGGCGGAGGGCACCUCGGACGGGGAGAGCGUGGCGGAGAAGAAGUCCUCGGAGAAGAGUGACGACGACAAGAAGCCAAAGACGGACUCCCCGAGAAGCGCGGCCAGCAAGGCCGACAAGAGGAAGAAGGUGUGCAGCGUGUGCAACAAGAGGUUCUGGUCCCUGCAGGACCUGACGCGGCACAUGAGGUCCCACACAGGAGAAAGGCCAUACAAGUGUCAGACCUGUGAGCGAACCUUCACCCUGAAGCAUAGCCUGGUUCGCCAUCAGCGGGUCCACCAGAAAGCCAGGCACGCCAAGCAGCACGGGAAGGACAGCGACAAGGAGGAGCGGGGUGAGGAGGACAGUGAGAGCGAGUCCACCCACAGCGGCAACAACCCUGUCUCAGAAAACGAGGCUGACUCGGGUCCACCGGCCAGCAACCACGUGGCUGUCACCCGGAGCCGAAAGGAGAGCCUGGCCAGUGCCACCAAGGAUCCCAGCCGCAGGGAGGAACGGGCAGCAGGUCGGACGGUGGGUGCCAGCCAGGCUGAAGCUGGCAGAAGUGCUCCCAAGGCCGCUCCAGGGGGCAGCCCCAAGGGGCAAGCGUCUCUGGGUGACCCUGACCCAGAGAGCCCGGCGGCCCUCGUGGAGGCCCUGCCAGAGCUACAAGGCAAGGGGCCCGCCCACCCCAUCCUGGCCGCGGACGGUGCCUCGCCACUCCUGGGGAUAGAAUGACAGCCCAUCACGUCCCCCCACCAGCACACAGACGAAAGCCAGCAGAGCAAAGUGUCCUGAAUCUAUAUUUCAUGAGGUUUCCUCAGUGCCCUUCAGCUGUCAGGGAGUGAGAGAGAGAAAGAGAGAGAGACAGACAGACAGACAGACGAGAGGGAGUGGGCCGUCUUGGCCGGUGCCAUAGCCUUACAUCUCCGUGCAAGAGACUCCGCACGCACACUUGCGGUGCCUUAAGUACUCACCAGUCCUUCAGUGUCAGCCUGGGCGUGUGUGUCCCCAAAAUGACUUUUUGAAACAAACAAAGCAUAUAUUUUAAUGAAUUUCUUGGAGAGGACCUUUUCAUUUAAGCAUUAACGUUACCUUCUGUAUUGGUGUGUGUGAGCUUGUUCUUGCAAAUCUGUGAUAGACGUACGUUCUGUGAGCUGGAAACAGAAGAAAAAAAAUUUGUCCUUGGAUACCCAUAACCAAUAACUGGAAGAAGAUGAUGUGAAUUUCAUGUAAAUUGCCAGAGGAUAUGUGGAUAAGAUGUUCCUUUUUUCUCAACUAGACCUUUUUCUCGUUCUGUUUGCUACAUGGUGGAGCUGUAAUUUGGGCCUCCAUAUGGCGGGGUGUGGUUGAUGAAGGUUUCCAGUUGGGCGCCAGCCAGAACCAGGGAAGAUUCUAGCUUCAACCUUGUACGUGUUUUCAGCGUUAGACAUGGUAUUUCUGUUCAAGUUUCAAGACCUCCGUUCUUAACUUCCAGAGGAGAGUUACGCUGGCAACUUGAACCUAUGGAGAACGUGCACAGAUGUCCUGUAUCUGAUUUCCCCCAUGUUUGGUAUAUGUAUUAUUAAUAUUAUUAUUAUUAUUAUUAUUAUUUCAUCAGUUUGCUGGUCUCUGCAGUCAGCAGAAACAAAUGGGCAAUAUUUGUCCGGGGAGACCUGGGCUGCCCCUGGGUCCCUGUGUGGGCAUCUGCCCGCAGCUUUCCUUGGCCCCCCACCCCUGGGUGGUAGCUCUUCUACUGUACUUAGACAAGCCUUUCUUCCGUGACUGCAGAAUCCAGCGGGGGCCGGGAGCGGUCUUCCCGCACGGGCCGGCCGGAGAGCGGCUCAGAGAGGGGAGAGCGAGGGGGCGCGUGCCUGGGGCUUCCGAGGAAGCCAGGCAGCAAGGAGACGCGUCCCUCCCCGGUCUCCCUGCCAAACCAGGCCGAAGCCUUACCCGCCUGUGCUACUGUCGUUUGCAAAGCAAGGAAGUACUUCUACUACUACUGGUAAUAAAACUGCACGUGCGAGAUUGGAAGAUGAGAAAUAGAUUUGUAUUUACCUUCCUGUGACAUGGGGUUGGUGCUUGAAGCGAAACAUGCUGUUUCUGGUGUUCCUGAAAUAGCCUGAACCCUGGGUGCGAAAAGGCAGGAUUUUUUUUUUUUUUUUUUUUCCAUGAGCAUCCCAUGCGGGCCAUAGAAUUCCCUCACUGUAGCCGCCAGCAGUGAUGAGAGACGUUUCCCUACUGUAGCUGAUUUUGUGUUCAGCGUCCUGCCCCUCCGCCAAGACCUCUAGGGCACCCGACCCACUAGCCCUCCCCGGGCCACCCCCUCCCCCCGCACCCCAGCCCCUUCUGGCCCCCGAGGAGUCUUCCCCCUCCGCUUCCACUCAACAACGCAGACACACACACACACCUUUAUCUCCCCCACUUCCUUCCCAACUCCUCCAUUUCUUGGGGCCAAAAUCCCAACUGCCCAGACUUCAAAGGAAGAUAUUUUUCUCUUGGGAUUAUUACUUGUGAUCUCUUUGCAUGUGAAAGGAAAAAGGUCGAGGUAUCUAUGACUUGUAACUGUGCUGGGGAUGCCUGAACCCGAGGUGUGACUGACUCUAGAGGGCGACAAAUCAGAACCAAGGAUCUCCCGUUACCCCUUCACGCCCAGUAUGGUUUGCGUAGUUCCAAUGCCGGUUCACGCAUCCCUUCAUUUUUUUUUUUUUUUAAAUGACCGUUGUUAUGGUUACCGUUGUUGUCACUAGUUGGGGUAUCUCGUGUUUUGUUUCUCUCUGCAACUCUCCACACUAAAACUCGCGACUCUGUGGAGGGAAGCCAUGACUGAGCGCCACGCUGCGGUGAGAUGCAGCAGGAACGGCCCGGCCGCGCAGCCGGGGGCCACAGCUCGCAAUAAUCACUAUUGAUUUAAAGCUUUAUUUAGCCUCCAUCUGUACCCUCGUAGUCAAUAAGGUCUUGCCACAUUUUAUUAGUGAGAUUGAGAAGUGUAUUAUUUGUUUGUUUUGCUCUCCCCUCCCCCAAUAUUAAACUGUGAAAUUUGUGAUUUGUUUAAACUCUGGGUGAAUCAUAGUUUAGUUUGCAUGUCCAGUUAAUUUGUUUCUAUACAAUUUGUUUGAUUCUCUUUCUCCUUCUCUCAGGGCUUUUACAAAAAAAAAAAAAUAGUAUAUAUAUAUAGAUAUAUAUAUAUCUAUCUCCAUAUAUAUAUAUGGAUCUUCUGAAAAGUUUUUUGAGGUGCAAGUUUUUCUCUUGUUUUUCUCUUUGAUUUAUGGACACAAUGCUGAGAUUCAAUCACUACAUGAAACUCCCGGCUGUGAAAACAGAAUAUAAAACCUAGGGCUGUUUCCCACACGGCCCCAGGGGGGAAGCUAUGCGGCAGUCGGGGUCCGGUUUCAGAAAGAUGCACCAUCCCUUCCACCUCUCCGUCUCUGUCCUCUCUUUCUUCAAGAAGGAAGUUGAUCCCAGUGAUUUCAGCCCAUGCAUUAAACAGGAAACAAUAAUAAAUGUGUAGAAUUCAUAUUUUUCUAAAGGGAACUUAACUGCUGCUCCGUGUUAUGUACAAAACCGGUUUAUGCCACAGGAACAGAAUCACAAGUUUGGUUUUGGUACUUUUUGUUCCUCUUUGUAUUCAGUUGUAUAGUACUUCCAAAUUCAGAAUGAGAAGAAAAGCUGUUCUGUAUCAAACCAUCUAAGCAAUAAAUGUUAUUUUAAAAAUGGCA